AUGGAGCAGCAGAAACAGUUUUUGCUGCAGCAGCAGCAGCGGCAGGAACAGCAGGUGCAGCUGCAGCAGCUGCAGCGGGAGCAGCAGCAGGGCCACCAACAGGUGCUGCAGGCUGCCAUGGAUCGGCUGGAGCUGCUCAGAAAAGAAGAAAAGAGAGACAGCAAGCUGCUGCGUCUAGAUGCUUCGAAGCAGCUGCAUCAGCAGCAGCGUGUGCUGCUGCUGCUGCAGCAGCGAGCAAGGCGCAUGCAAAAGGAACGGCAGGCGCUCAUGCUGCAGCUGCAGCACCACCUAAACUGCUACCAGUUGCAGCGGCAGCAGCUGCAGCAGCUGCAGCAGCAGUAUUUGCUGCAGGAACAGGCACAGCAGCAUCUUCAGCAGCAAAGCAAGCUGCAGCAGCAGCAAAACGCUCAUCCCAACAUGGAAGCGGCGUGGCAGCAGCAGCAGCAGCUUGAUAGGCUGAAGCAUUCGCAGCAGCAGCGGCAGCUUCUGCAACGGCAUCGCGAGCAGCAGCAGCAGCAGCAGCAGCAGCAAACCCUCCACACCCCUCAGGGCCCCUUUCACAGUCACCGCCCAGGCGCCUGA
Molecule: messenger RNA, 582 nt
Organism: Eimeria tenella
Lineage: Eukaryota; Apicomplexa; Conoidasida; Eucoccidiorida; Eimeriidae
Exons: 1
Coding region: 1-582 (193 amino acids)
Source: RefSeq, a predicted model, not a curated record